Messenger RNA from Olea europaea var. sylvestris, 1891 nucleotides. Its product is annotated as BTB/POZ domain and ankyrin repeat-containing protein NPR2-like. Gene Ontology annotation, molecular function: protein binding. Gene Ontology annotation, biological process: defense response to bacterium; regulation of jasmonic acid mediated signaling pathway; systemic acquired resistance, salicylic acid mediated signaling pathway. The record is from RefSeq and is a predicted model, not a curated record. Gene Ontology annotation, cellular component: nucleus. The coding region runs from base 550 to 1836 and encodes 428 amino acids. The transcript is spliced from 2 exons. Lineage: Eukaryota; Viridiplantae; Streptophyta; Magnoliopsida; Lamiales; Oleaceae.
UUACUUUCUUAAUUUUCUCAAACAGUUUAUGCAAUUACUAAUUUAAGUUUUGGGUUAAUUUAUACAGGCUGAAUAAGUAUUUUUUGGUAAAUUGUUCAUUGCUGAUUGCUUAUUGGCUGAGAUCAUGAGCAUGAGCUGAGUUAUCCUAUGCCAUCGAAACAGCAACGAGAUCUAUCUUCCAGAGCUACAGAAUCAGACUAUGCUGGGGGUCCAAACUGGUGAAUACAGACAUCAUUGGUGUUUCUCUAAGGAUUUUAAGAUCUGGGUCAGUCAUAAAAAGUUAAAAUUAACUAUGAUUUGAACAUUUCAGGUACUGAAAUUUCUUGAAGUAUUCAUUGUCUUGUGAGGAAGUGAUCGUUAUAGGGUUUGAACUUUUAGCAGAUAUAUGUUCAUGGCGUAAUUUGCUUUAGAAUGGAAGAUUUGUGCUUGGAUGUUGUGGAUUAAUUAUUUGUUUCGUGCAAAAAUUAUAAUUAAUAAAUCCUACCUUGUAUAACGUCGGCAAAUAGAUGUACCUUGAGUGGUAUGUGAGGAACUAAUAAGCUGUUAACUAUGGAAAAUGGGAAUGAGUUCUCUUCGUCCUUGAGUUUUGCAUCGUCUUCUGAUUUUUCAACUGCUGGCCUUGAACCAUCUAUAAGUCUCGAUUUAUUGAGUUUAAACAGACUUAGUGCCAGCCUCGAAAUACUCUUGCUUGAUGCCGAAUAUGACUACAGCGAUGCAGAGAUAGAAGUCGAGAGAAUUCCUGUGGGUGUCAAUCGCUGUAUCUUGGCUGCACGUAGUGAAUUCUUUCACGAGCUAUUUAAGAAAGGGCAUGGUAGUUCUGUUAAAGAAGGUAAGCCAAAAUAUCUCAUGUCAGAAUUGGUGCCUCAUUGGAGAAUAGGAUAUGAAGCAUUUAUGGUUGUCCUAAACUAUCUGUAUACUGGAAAAGUCAUGCCAUCUCAGCCUGAGGUUUCAACGUGUGUUGAUGAAUCUUGUGUGCAUGAUGCUUGUGGCCCUGCUGUGAAUUAUGCUGUUGAAAUGAUGUAUGCUUCUGCCACGUUUCAGAUUAAAGAGCUCGUUAUGCUUGUUCAGCGUCGACUCCUUAACUUUGUUGGUAAAGUCUCUAUGGAUGAUAUAAUUCCAAUCCUUAUGGUAGCAUUUCAUUGCAAGUUGAAGACACUUCUUUCGCACUGUGUCCAGAUAAUAGUACAGUCAAAAAUUGAUGAUGUUAUUUUUGAGAAGCAGCUUCCUUAUGAGGUUUUGAGCGACGUCAAUUCGCUUCGCAAUAAAUCUAAGCAAGACGAUGAACUUGAUUCAGUGGAAGUGGAUCAUGUGAAAACAAAGAGGAUUAGAAGCAUUCACAAGGCAUUGGACUUGGAUGAUGUUGAAUUGGUGAAGUUACUUCUCCGUGAAUCUAAUAUAUCUUUGGAUGCUGCUUCUGCUCUUCACUAUGCUGCUGCUUAUUGCAACCCUAAGGUUGUAAAUGAGCUGCUGAACCUGCAGAACGCCAAUGUAAACCUUAGGAAUUCUCGAGGAUAUACCGUGCUUCAUAUUGCCGCAAGACGCAAGGAUCCGUUAGUAUUAAUCAGGUUGCUGGACCAGGGUGCUUCCGUUUUGGAUACUACAAGGGAUGGACAGACAGCUGUCACCAUAUGCCGGAGGCUGACAAGGCCAAAGGAUUAUAACAAGACAACAGACCGAGGGCAGGAAUCUAAUGAAGACCGGCUAUGUAUCGAUGUUCUCGAGAGAGAAAUGUGUAGGAAUCCAUUGGCUGUGGAUGUAUCUUUUUCGCCGAUGACGGUGGUUGAUGAGUUGCACAUGAAGCUGCUGCUCCUUGAAAACAGAGGUAUGAGUUUAUAAUGAAGUCUCAUAAGUGAAAACAAUCUUGAAAAUGAACAUUAAAUGCAGGUCAAGU